AUGCAUGAUUCUGUAGCGAAAGUGGAGAAACUGGUGGCUGAUAUGACCCAUCAGCUCAUUGCCAGCGCUAAUAGAGAUGAGUAUAUUGAAGUAGAAUUGAAGAUGUUGUUUGGCAAAUUUGUUAAAAAGCCUGUGAAAAUUCGCCAGCAGAGGUUUGCUUAUUUUAUUUCUGAACAAUACAUUUUCAUCACCAUUAGUACAAAAAGGGGAAUACAGGCAUGUGUGGAAGCAUCUUGCCUAGACUCAAGUGACUUUGUAUGUGCCAUACAUCAGUGGUUAUGUCAAAUUUUCACAUUCAAAUCUUUGCGAAGUAAUUUCUCUGAUUAUAAUGUAUACAAACUAAUCCAACACAUGGGUCGUCAUCAAAUAAACUGGGCAGUUAGUUUUUAUCUCCAUAGAAAUUGCACUUCAUCUUGA
This is a messenger RNA of Thelazia callipaeda (thelaziosis nematode), 417 nucleotides long. The record is from the annotation of a GenBank genome assembly. Lineage: Eukaryota; Metazoa; Nematoda; Chromadorea; Rhabditida; Thelaziidae.